ACUUGAGGCUGACUGUCAGUGUUGAGAGGUUCUGCAGUGUCUGUCUAUUCAAAUAUGAGAGGAAGGAAGCGACCCACACGACAUGUGAAACAGGAACACACAAAGGCCAUGUCUUUAUAAGCGCCGCAUGAAGUCGAACACGAGCUCGGUGACGUCACUGAGCAGGCGCGUCGUGAGUUUGACAGGCGGUUGCUAGGACGGUUGCUAGGGACUCCAAAUUCACAGCGGCUCUUUCGGACAACAAUGAUCAAUAAUAAUCAGAAAGAACCAGCGCACGUGCUGCUGUUGAGAAGACCACGACCUCCUCACAAGAUAACGCGCGCGCCUCACAACACAGAAGAGCCUCGUGUGUGUCGAUUUGGCCCGAAGUCACCGGCACCCAUGACACUGGCCAGAAUCACCAGAGGUUUCCCUUCUCACGCUCAGCGCACGGCAUCCAAAGUCCCACAUCUGUCCAGACCGCCGCCUCUCUUCUGCCUCAAUGACUUCCUGCAGAUGAGCCAAUCAGCAUGUGGCUCUCUGACGGAGCUCAGGAACGCUGUUCUGUCCACCUGCAACUACAAGAAGCUGCUGGAUUUAUUUCUAUCAGAGCUGCACAGAGGGGCUCAGUGUGAAGUAACCAAUCAGAUUGUGAGCUGUGAGGGACUGACACACAUCAAACGCAGGAUCCCUCACACACACCUCAUCUGCGAGUUAGCAGCCAUGAUUCAGCUGGAGGCCCGAGCAAGGAAUUGUGGGAACACAACAGAAGUGUGUGAGUCAGUGGAGGAGCUGUGGGGGUCACCAGAGAGAGAGAGUGACACACACACACAACCCCCCCGCCGGCCCUUCUCACACACACGUGAGACUGUCUCACCUCUCAAUGUUUCACCAUCAGCGAUUAAGAUCAACGUCUCACUCUCUGCGUGUCUGUUUAUCACAGUACAUCAAGUUCUCAACUGUGUGACCAGUAAAUACUUCCAGGGAUCUCGCCGCAUGCGCUCGCCGUUCCGGGCCGGAGAGGAGUGUGAUGUCAUCAGUGCGUCUGAGCUGGCUCUUCUCGACUGUCUCACACGAGGAGGACUGAACCUGAGCUUCAAGGUGACACACGUGUGUGAGAGUGUGUGUGGGAAGCGUAAACCCUACGGUGACGGUGAAAGAUGGCAAUAUCCAAAAUCCUUGUCCUUGUGGGGACAUUUUUUGGUCCCAAUGAGGAAACAAGCUUAUAAAUCAUACAGAAUCAGAUUGGCUUAAUAGGACU
Triplophysa rosa is the source of this 1240-nucleotide messenger RNA. RefSeq lists its product as uncharacterized. Bases 244 to 1233 code for a protein of 329 amino acids. The transcript is spliced from 5 exons. The record is from RefSeq and is a predicted model, not a curated record. Lineage: Eukaryota; Metazoa; Chordata; Actinopteri; Cypriniformes; Nemacheilidae.